Molecule: messenger RNA, 476 nt
Organism: Magallana angulata
Lineage: Eukaryota; Metazoa; Mollusca; Bivalvia; Ostreida; Ostreidae
Product: metallothionein-like
Exons: 4
Coding region: 126-353 (75 amino acids)
Molecular function (GO): metal ion binding
Source: RefSeq, a predicted model, not a curated record
UGCACACGAUACUGAAUACUUGUAUACGUGUGCAAACUGAACUAUAUACUAUAUUCAAUCUGUGAGAGAACACUCAAUCGUUUGUUUAGGAGGACAAAGAGGAGAAACAUCAAGACUAAGAAAACAUGGCUGAUCCAUGUAACUGCACUAAGACUGGAACAUGUGUCUGCUCUGAUUCGUGUCCAGCAACAGGAUGUAAAUGUGGACCCGGAUGUAAAUGUGGUGACGGGUGUAAAUGUUCAGGCUGCAAAGUCAAGUGUAACUGCAGCGGAUCUUGUGGUUGUGGUAAAGGGUGCACUGGACCGGAAAGCUGCAAAUGCGCAAACGAUUCCGGAUGUGGCUGUAAGAAAUGAGUGCGUGUAAACAAAAGACCGAUGGCGGACGCACUUUAUUGUUUUAUAUUGUUUCUCGUUUAUUGUUUCUAUGAUGUAUUCUAAUGUAUUUGUUAGCAUAAUAAAAUAAUUUUAAAAAAUUCG